AUGGCCUCCGAUGCCAUCAGCCAUCCCAGUCCCGCCGGCUCCGCGGCUUCAUCGGUGACCCCCGGCCUGAGUUACAACAACAAGCGUAGUGCUGCCGAUCAACCUAGUCCAGCAGGCCCCGGCAAUGCCGACUCACACACUUCCGCCGGCGCCGGUGCCUCGCCUGCUUCUCAGCCAUCCGGUGAUAUGAACAAGAAACGUCGCACCGGCCCUGGAUCCAGGGGCGUUGCCAACCUGACGCCCGAGCAGCUGGCCAAGAAGCGCGCCAAUGACAGGGAAGCUCAGCGAGCCAUCCGGGAGCGCACCAAGAACCAGAUCGAGACCCUUGAACGCCGCAUCCAGGAGUUGACCUCGCAGCAGCCCUACCAAGACCUACAGGCCGUCCAGAGAGCCAAAGAGGCCGUCGAGGCUGAGAAUGCCGACUUGAAACGCCGCUUAGCGGCUUUCAUCUCUUCCAUCCAACCGCUGAUUUCUGCUCCUCCGCCAACUCAACCUCCGGUAGAACCUCCCCCCAUCUUCCCUUCCCCUAGUGGGAGCUACUCGCAUGUCCAUCAGCAAAACGGGCCCAUCUCCGCGAAUAACACGUCGACGCCAAACAGCGCGGCCUCGCCAAUCUCUAUCGACCCCACCGCCGGCUGGCAGACAACACCAGGAAGCGGUGCCCCGGACCUGUCUUCCCCAAAUCAUAUGUAUGCUGCGAGCAAGAUGCUGAACCAGCAGCGGCAAGACCUCCGUCAUGGUCUCGACCUUGGCCCGGAGAAGUUGGGGUUAGAUUUCCUUCUUGAUCACAAUGCUCGCGUUGGCAAGAUACAGAGCGGCAUCAACGGCGCCCAGGACUCGCCAAAUUACCAUCAUGUUCCCAUGAAGCAUGAUUGGACCGGCGUUGGCCCGGUCCAACACAGUCGAAAUGGACUGCCCUCAGCAGACGUCUUCCAUCCCCCCGAGCAGAGAGCCUUGGCAAGUUGUUCGGCAGAAGUCAAGAAUUGCGGACCGACAUGUCCACUGGACAGCCUUCUCCUCGACUUCCUCCACGAGCGCCGGCAACGAGCAGCCGACGGCCUCUCCACGCACGAAAUCAUCGGCCCGCGCUACCCGUCGGUUCUCUCACUCCUCAACCCCGCCAACAGCAAGUUCUCGCACCCGCUCUCCAAGGUCUUCACCGACAUCCUUGCCACCUUCCCGGAUCUCUCGGCCCUGCCCCAGCGUGUCGCGGUCCUAUACAUCAUGUUCCUCAUCAUGCGCUGGCAGAUCUCACCAACGCAGGAGAACUAUGACCGACUCCCCGAGUGGGCGCGCCCUCGGCCCCCGCAGCUGUUCACGGAGCACCCCGCCUGGAUCGACCAUGUGCCUUUCCCGGCUAUGCGCGAGAAGCUCUGCCGGGACUACAACCCACGCGAGUACCUGUUUGAUAACUUCUUCGUGCCGUUCACGACAACGUUGAGUCUAAACUGGCCGUACGAGGAGACGGACACUCUGCUACAGGUGCCGGAUUCGGACGAGGUACUGAUCAACCCUGUGUUCGAGCGACAUCUGCGGAGGCUGGAAAAUUGGACGCUCGGGCAGGCUUUCAAUCACACGUUUCCCAAGCUUGCGGGAACGUACAACCUGAAGGUGUAG
This is a messenger RNA of Colletotrichum spaethianum, 1617 nucleotides long. RefSeq lists its product as uncharacterized. The transcript is spliced from 4 exons. The record is from RefSeq and is a predicted model, not a curated record. Bases 1 to 1617 code for a protein of 538 amino acids. Lineage: Eukaryota; Fungi; Ascomycota; Sordariomycetes; Glomerellales; Glomerellaceae.